Messenger RNA from Australozyma saopauloensis, 720 nucleotides. RefSeq lists its product as uncharacterized. The transcript has a single exon. Gene Ontology annotation, cellular component: mRNA cleavage and polyadenylation specificity factor complex. Bases 1 to 720 code for a protein of 239 amino acids. Gene Ontology annotation, molecular function: mRNA binding. The record is from RefSeq and is a predicted model, not a curated record. NCBI's taxonomy places the organism in Eukaryota, Fungi, Ascomycota, Pichiomycetes, Serinales, Metschnikowiaceae.
AUGAGCGAAGACAAAGAUAGAAUCGUAUACAUCAGCAGCUUGCCCUUUGACUAUUCGGAAGAGCAGGUUGCGGAAAUCGCCAAGUCAGUCGGCCCAAUUUCAGAUUUGAAGCUCAUUUUCGACUCAGCGACAGGAAGAUCGAAAGGAUCUGCUUACGUUCAAUACGCAGACCAUGAAACCGCCCUCUCGGCUGUGCGUAAUCUCAAUAACGCCAAUGUCGGCACCAGAUACAUACGAUGUUCUCUCGCCAGUGACAGCGAUGCGUACGAUCCAGUUCCCGAGUUUUCGAGCCACAGCAAAUUGCCUCCGUUGCCGCUCGGCAUCCAGGUCCAUCCCUCUCAAAAUCCACAGCAAGUCAUCGCGUAUCUUCUAUCUACGCUCGAUCUGCAGAAGGCCUCCGAGUUAUUGAAGGAGGCCAGAACUAUGAGCUUGGAGAAUCCACAGCUUAUGAAAAAGCUACUAGACCAGUACCCACAGCUAUCACAUGCAUUGGUUGAGACCAGUAUGAUGAUCAAUGUGGCCACAAGCAGCCAGAUAGAGUUGUGUCUCAAUCGCCAACAACCAGAAUUGGACUAUAUGACACCGGAUCAUGUGGAUUUGCUUGUUUCGGUAAACAAAAUGAGCGAAGAAGAACUUGCUGCUCUUGAUGAAGACCAAGUGAAGAUGAUUAAGGACAUCAAGAACGAGAUCAGCAAGGGCUCGUAUGGAAUUAUUGACUAA